This is a messenger RNA of Symbiodinium pilosum, 1464 nucleotides long. NCBI's taxonomy places the organism in Eukaryota, Dinophyceae, Suessiales, Symbiodiniaceae. The record is from the annotation of a GenBank genome assembly.
AUGCAGACGAUCACCGACCGGAAGGGGGCACUGGCAAUCGGCCUGGCGGGUGCUGGUGCAUCCCUUCUGGCCAUCAGGCUCUUGCUCAGGUCCCGGGUGGACCGCUUUCGCGAGGUGCCAGGCUCAUGGCUGCUUGGCGUGCUUCCUGAACUGGGUCCAGGAGGAAAGCUCAUCACGCAGAAGAUUGAGGAGUGGGCCGACGCCUACGGCGAGGAGGGCGUGUUUGAGAUGAAUGUGGCAGGUUCUCGGACUGUUGUUUGCUGCAGCUGGGAGCAAGCCCAGCCUAUUUUGGCUCGACGCCCGCACAAAAUGCCAAAAAACUGGCGGUUGCAGAACGUGGUGGACAUCAUUGCCGGCAGCUUCUUCUCAGAGGGAGAGCGCUGGAAGCGCGAGAGGCGGGUUCUCUCCCCAGCAUUCAGCCGCAAAAACGUGGAGAGUUAUGUCCCAGCUGUGGAGCAAGUCACGCAGCAACUUCUCAGAGAAAUUGGCCGAGAUGUCUCCGCAAAGGGAGCGGCAAACUUUUCAGAGCUUCUCCCGCUGUACACCGCAGACGUGAUUUGCAAGACAGCGCUGGGCCAGGAGCUGAAGAUGCUGGAGAAGCGGACCUCUGACAUCCUCAAUGAUGUGAAGGCCAUGUUCAGCGCGCUCCAAACUCGCCUGUUCUCUCCGUUACCGUACUGGAAGAUUCCAGGCCUAGUCCGGUUCUUCGACCAUGGUGUAGAGGUCUCUCAGCGCUUCUACAAGCGGUCUGAGCAGAUCAUGCAGAAUGCCAGCAGCGGUGGCCGGAGUAUCGUUGAGAAGCUCAGGGAAAUGGAUGGCGACAAAUUCAGCCACGCAGAACUGAUGGACAACCUAACAGUCUUAUUUCUUGCGGGCACAGACACAACCAGCCUAGCUUUGUGCUGGUCCUUCUACUACUUGUCCCAGCAUCUGGAGCUUCAAGCCGCUGUGGCUGAUGAGGUCAAGUUGUUGCCGGACGAGGAGCUGUCCUUGGCUCAGGUUGAGUCGCUUCCCACGGUGCAGGCGGUGUGGCUGGAGACGCUCCGGCUUCACGGUCCGGCGUCGACCCUCGAGCUUCAGUCCACCGAGGAGAUCACGCUGGCAGGCCGAAAGCUACCGGUGGGAACAGAAUUCUUCAUUGCCAUCAGGAACAUUCUUAAGAACGACCCUGAAGUCAAGAAGAAGCUUGGAAACGACCUGCACGGCUUCCGGCCUUCUCGCUGGCUGGGGCCGGAGGGCAUUGUGAAGCAUCCGCCCUUUGAUACCCUGGCAUUCGGCUACGGUCCCCGCAUCUGCCUUGGCAUGCGGUUGGCAGAGUACGAGGGCUUACUCGUCAUUGCGAAGGUGGUUCAGAAGUUUGUGCUUGAGAAGUGGGACAGGCCACCGCUGGAGGAGACCACAAGCUUCGUCAGCAAUGAGCCCGCGACCCCAGUGUCCAUCCAGAUCCGUCCACGGACCUGGUAA